UCGGCGUCUCCCCGCUCCCACGUCGCCGCCGGGUCCCGUUGCUCUGUCCCUGCGGUUAGGACUGCGGGGGGGCGGGGCAGAGGCCUUGACACGCAUCUUACCCACCCCCUUCCAGAAGAGAUGAAGGGGCUCCCAGCGCCGUUCCUUUUUUUCUUGGAAUGUCAGCAGAGCUUGUGUUUGGCGAUAAGCUAGCCUUGCCCGUCUGGCUAUAAAUAGCACAGAUGGACGGCCCACUCGUGCCCCAGCCCAGCUGUGUGACCCCAGGGUGCUUCAUGGGCCGGGGAGGUGGCCUUCAGUGCAGCUCCUUCCAGGUGACAAAGUCUUCCCACGUGCAGGCCACUCAGUCCCUCCCCAGCCCCAGCGAGUGGACAGGUCGGUUUAGCCUCUGGUUAGGAGCUGCUCAUGGCCAGUGAGCAGGGCUGGGUCCAGGCGGCGUUUGAGGACUGGCUGGGGCUGACAGGGUCACACACCCUGGGAGAAGGACAGUGUCUGUGGUCGCCAGACCCACUUACCCUGCCCAGACUCCCAAUCUGUCUCUUCCUAACUUUGGGGACAAUUAUGUGCCUCAGUUUCCCCUCAUGUUGAGGUGCACAGUGCUGUUGGGUUCCCCAGGCUCUGGUCAUCCGUUCAUGGUUUUUAGUUUCUGGCAUCAUUCUGAGACUCGGCAGUUGCUUCUCACUGCUGCGGCCGGGCCUGUCUGUGGGAGCUGCAUCCUCCUCAUCUGCAGGCGCUGGAAAACCAGACACGAUCGGACAUGCAUGUGGUUCUGCGGCCAAAGCACGCCCUUUGGUUGUGAACUUCAUGAUACCUGUGUGCAGCUCUGUCAUUUCCACUCUGCUCUGCUGCACAGCAGGCAGAAGCCCUGGCCGUCCCCUGCUGUGUUCUUCAGGAGAAACGUCAGGGGCCUUCCUCCAAGGUUCUCCAGCCCCACACCCCUGUGGAGGAAGGUGCUCUCCACCGCGGUAGUGGGGGCGCCCCUGCUCCUCGGAGCCCGCUAUGUCAUGGCAGAGGCACGGGAGAAGAGGAGGAUGCGGCUCGUGGUGGAUGGCAUGGGGCGCUUUGGCAGGUCUCUGAAGGUCGGCCUGCAGAUCUCCCUGGACUACUGGUGGUGCACCAAUGUUGUCCUUCGAGGGGUGGAAGAGAACAGCCCAGGCUACUUGGAGGUGAUGUCUGCGUGUCACCAGCGGGCGGCUGAUGCCCUGGUGGCAGGGGCCAUCAGCAACGGGGGCCUCUACGUGAAGCUGGGCCAGGGGCUGUGCUCCUUCAACCACCUGCUUCCCCCCGAGUAUACCCGGACCCUGCGCGUGCUAGAGGACAGGGCCCUCAAGCGGGGCUUCCAGGAGGUGGAUGAGUUGUUCCUUGAGGACUUCCAGGCCCUCCCCCACGAGCUCUUCCAGGAGUUUGACUACCAGCCAAUUGCUGCCGCCAGCCUGGCACAGGUGCACAGAGCCAAGCUGCACGAUGGCACCAGCGUGGCUGUGAAGGUGCAGUACAUCGACCUGCGGGACCGCUUUGAUGGGGACAUCCACACCCUGGAGCUCCUGCUGCGGCUCGUUGAGGUCAUGCACCCCAGCUUUGGCUUCAGCUGGGUCCUCCAGGACCUGAAGGGGACCCUGGCCCAGGAGCUGGACUUCGAGAAUGAGGGCCGCAACGCAGAGCGCUGUGCGCGGGAGCUGGCGCACUUCCCCUACGUCGUGGUGCCCCGCGUGCACUGGGACAAGUCCAGCAAGCGCGUGCUCACUGCCGACUUCUGCGCCGGCUGCAAGGUCAACGAUGUGGAGGCCAUCAGGAGCCAGGGGCUGGCAGUGCAUGACAUAGCAGAAAAGCUCAUCAAGGCCUUUGCUGAGCAGAUAUUUUACACCGGCUUCAUCCACUCGGACCCACAUCCUGGCAACGUUCUGGUGCGGAAAGGCCCGGACGGGAAAGCGGAGCUGGUGCUGCUGGACCACGGGCUCUACCAGUUCCUGGAGGAGAAGGACCGCGCAGCCCUCUGCCAGCUGUGGCGGGCCAUCAUCCUGCGGGACGACGCCGCCAUGAGGGCGCACGCAGCCGCACUGGGGGUGCAAGACUACCUCCUGUUCGCCGAGAUGCUCAUGCAGCGCCCCGUGCGCCUGGGGCAGCUGUGGGGCUCGCACCUACUGAGCCGCGAAGAGGCGGCCUACAUGGUGGACAUGGCCCGCGAGCGCUUCGAGGCCGUCAUGGCGGUGCUCAGGGAGCUGCCGCGGCCCAUGCUGCUGGUGCUGCGCAACAUCAACACCGUGCGCGCUAUCAACGUGGCCCUCGGCGCCCCCGUGGACCGCUACUUCCUUAUGGCUAAAAGGGCUGUCCGGGGCUGGAGCCGCCUGGCGGGCGCCACGUAUCGGGGUGUCUACGGCACCAGCCUCCUGCGCCACGCCAAGGUCGUCUGGGAGAUGCUCAAGUUUGAAGUGGCGCUCAGGCUGGAGACCUUGGCCAUGCGGCUGACCGCCCUCCUGGCUCGUGCUCUGGUCCACCUGAGCCUCGUGCCCCCAGCGGAGGAGCUCUACCAGUACCUGGAGACCUAGGGUGCAGCCGCCCAGGGCCGGCGGGGCCCUUUUCACCUUGGGCUGACGGAGGUGGCGGGGCUAGAGGUGUAGACACCCCGAGCCCCGUGGGCACUCGCACUGGGGGGCUGUGACAGCAGCUGGGCCAGGAGGCCGUGUAAUGACCACACACUCCUCUCAAGCAAAAAA
This is a messenger RNA of Homo sapiens (human), 2711 nucleotides long. It is a transcript of the gene ADCK5, whose product is annotated as aarF domain containing kinase 5. Gene Ontology annotation, cellular component: membrane. The record is from RefSeq and is a predicted model, not a curated record. The transcript is spliced from 15 exons. Bases 579 to 2543 code for a protein of 654 amino acids. Lineage: Eukaryota; Metazoa; Chordata; Mammalia; Primates; Hominidae.